Molecule: messenger RNA, 2765 nt
Organism: Miniopterus natalensis
Lineage: Eukaryota; Metazoa; Chordata; Mammalia; Chiroptera; Miniopteridae
Source: RefSeq, a predicted model, not a curated record
AUAUUUCUAUAAUUGGUACACAAUACCAUUCUUAAAUGUUUGUGGCACGUGGCUGAAUUAAUGAAAAUGUACCGAGCAUCACUGAACACGGGAGGAAUGCAAAACUCUGCCAUGGAGCUUAUAAACUGCAGACAAAACUAAAGAAUUUAUUCUAAGGAAAUAAAUUACUGAGUCAAGGGUAUCAAUCUUUUAAAGCUUUUGAAACAUAGAUCUGUAUAGCCGUCUGGAAAAAUUGUGCCAUGACUACCAAUAGUAUCUGAAAUUACCCCUUUUCAUCACAUUUUCUUUGCCAAGGCAUCAAAUAAUGUCAUCUGAAAUGGUGCCAGCAUUUGUUGAGACUUCUAAUGUUAAAAGCAAGCAAGACUUAAGUGAAGAUCAGGAGGAGAGCAAGAAGCUAAGAUUAGGUGAAGAGUUUGAACAAAUAUCUAAAAGACAAAUGAAGAAGCUAAUAAAACAGAAACAAUGGGAAGAACAGCGAGAACUCCGCAAACAAAAGAGGAAGGAAAAACGCAAGAGAAAGCAAUUAGAGCGACAGUGUCAACUGGAAUCAAACUCGGAUGGAAAUGAUAGAAAACGAAUUCGAAGAGGUGUUGUUCACAGCACGCUUCGCCUUAUCAUUGAUUGCAGUUUUGACAGCUUGAUGAUAUUAAAGGACAUUAAGAAACUUCAUAAGCAGAUUCAACGAUGUUAUGCAGAAAAUCGACGAGCACUGCAUCCUGUACAGUUUUAUUUGACAAGCCAUGGAGGCCAGUUGAAAAAGAACAUGGAUGAAAAUGACAAAGGAUGGGUCAACUGGAAGGAUAUCCACAUUAAACCAGAACACUAUAUUGAAUUCAUAAAGAAAGAAGACCUGAUUUAUCUUACAUCAGAUUCACCUAAUGUACUGAAGGACUUAGAUGAAUCAAAGGCUUAUGUGAUUGGAGGAUUAGUAGAUCACAACCAUCACAAGGGUCUCACAUAUAAACAAGCAUCAGAUCAUGGAAUUGAUCAUGCACAGCUACCCCUUGGAAAUUUUGUGAAGAUGAAUAGUAGAAAAGUUUUGGCAAUUAAUCAUGUGUUUGAGAUUAUUCUGGAAUACCUGGACACAAGAGACUGGCAAGAAGCAUUCUUUACUGUUUUACCCCAAAGGAAAGGAGCUGUUCCCACAGACAAAACCAGUGAAAGUUCUGCCCAUGACAAGAAGUCUUCCAGGGUUGAAGGUGGAUUGGACAGUGAUUCCAGUGAGGAAGAAACUAGCAGAAAUGAACUAGAUUCACCACCUGAAGAAGAAAAGCAGGAUAAAGAAAAUAGCACUGAGUCUACAGUGAACUCUAUACCAUAGUAAUGUCAUCUGGGUUUUUUGUUUUGUUGUUUUUUAGUGUGUGUGGUUUUUUUUGAUUAAGGAAAAACUAGGAGAAAAUGAGGUGCUUCAUAGAAUAUUCAAGUGGAAGAAAACUUUAUUUUACUUUUUAUGAUUUUUUUUUAAAACUUAUACAGCAAUAAAAAGUCCUUGUAAGAAAGCACUUUCUGUUUUUGCAUAAGAUUUCAAUAUGUAAUUUUUAAAAAUAGUUUUCUAAGCCUCAAAUAAGAGUUUUUGAGGAAUUUUACUUUAAUAAUAAACCUUCAUUGUCUUAUUUACUGGGUUAUAUACUUCAGAGUGUGCCUUCUGAAUCUUUAGUUUUAUUAUUUUAUGUUUAUAUCAGUGUCUUUCUGAUUUAUUGCCUACUUAUUUGUGGAGGCAGAUUUCAUAAAUCACCUAUAACUGUACCAAAAUUUUCAGUAUGGGAGGUUACCUUCUAUUUGCAGCUUUUAUAUUCAAUAUAAUAGCUUCAAAGGAAUGAACAUAGUGAUUUAAGGAGGAAGUAUCAGAUUGAUAAACUCAGCAACUUAUUUCUUUUGGACUAUGGAUCUGUCUGUUUCUCCUUUUGAUGCCUUUUAGUUGUUCUAAUGCAGUCACUGAAGAGUUGAUCUCUUUAAUAUAUUUUUAUUUUAUUUUUUUAAAUAUAUUUCCUUAAUUCAAAUAAUGGUGGUAAAUUAUUUCAAUUACAAAACUUAAUUUUUCAGGCUAGAUUAUUUCAAAAGGCUGUUGAAGGAUCAAUUUUGUCUUUACCUAGAAAGAAAUAGCUCUCAGCAGCUAUCUUUUCAUUCCAUAUAUGCUUUUAUUUAAAAAAAAAAAAAAGUUGGUUCUUAAAGUAAAUAAAGUUAACUUUAUAUGUGCAUCUGCCUAUCAUAUAAGCAAACUAAUGUAAAUGUAUAUUUCUGUAAAUAAUAUAAGCAUGUAUGAAUAUAUGCAUAUAACUGUAGAUACAUGUGUGUCCACAUCAUGUGUGAUUCUUAUUUAAUAAGCAGGAUUCAGUUGCUGUAUAUGUGUAUUAUUUGUGUGAAUGGUAGUGUUCAGCAACACUAAGGAAUUUAAAUUUCAUAAAGUGCAAAAUCUAUAAUUAAACAUUUGUAUAAGGACAUUGGCAAGGGAAUAUGGGGCUGAAUGAGAUGUUUAGUUUCCUGUAGAGCAGUUAUGUUUAAAGUAAGUGAUUCUCCUUUGCCACAGCUGUAGCAAGAUGUCAGAAGCCUUCGAGUGGAUAAGUGAAGUUUCUGUUCUUUUUACUAAUUGGCAUCUUAAAUUAUGCACACAUUUGGUAGAAAGUUUAUUGGAUUUAAUAUAGGUGUUCUCUGUCCCUUAUUUUUUGCUGCUUUAUUCUUAGUAAUCUAUUAUAGUUAUCCAUUUAAAGUAAGGUCUGUGAGCAAGGUAUGUAAAUAAAAAGCUCCUACAAUUCUAGAAGAACAAA